ACUGUUUCAACCCGCCCAGUAAUCAGUUAGAGUUAUCUGCCCCUGGUAUUCCACCACGAGGUACGGAGUGUUUGUGAUCGUUUGUCGCUCAGCUCAACAAUGGCUCAAGUGUUAAGCGGGAAGGAAGCGUCAGCAGACAUUCGGGGUAAGCUGAAGGUGGAAGUGCAAGAACUACAGGAGAAGUACCCAGGACUGGUGCCAUGUUUGGCCAUUGUACAGGUUGGUGGGAGAGAGGAUUCAAAUGUCUACAUCAACAUGAAGCUCAAGUCGGCGGCUGAGGUUGGCGUGGACGCUCGACACAUCAAAAUAUCCCGAACAGCCACACAAAAUGAAAUUAUCAAGACAGUAGAAGAUCUCAACAACAAUGUCGACAUCCAUGGAAUCAUUGUACAGCUCCCUCUGGACACAGACAAUGAAGUCGAUGCCAACUUGGUGACAAAUACCAUACUACAGGUGAAGGAUGUUGACGGCCUCCAUGUUGAUAAUGCUGGUCGACUGUCUCGCGGUGACCUCGACAGUUGUAUUCUCCCAUGCACACCUCGAGGCUGUCUGGACCUCAUUCACAGAUCAGGUGUGGAGGUGAAGGGCAAACAAGCUGUGGUGCUGGGCAGGAGCAAGAUCGUGGGAGCCCCGAUGUCCGACCUCCUGCUGUGGAACCAUGCUACCGUCACCCAGUGUCACUCCAGGACAGCUGACCUCAAGGCAGAGGUACAGAAGGCCGACAUCCUUGUAGUAGCUAUCGGCAAGCCCGAGUUGGUUCGGGGGGACUGGAUCAAGCCUGGGGCUGUAGUAGUGGACUGCGGCAUCAACUCCAUUCCAGAUGCAACCAAGAAGUCCGGGAAGAGGCUGGUUGGGGACGUGAGCUACAGCGAGGCGAAGGAGGUGGCGUCGUGGAUCACGCCAGUCCCAGGGGGAGUGGGGCCGAUGACCGUGGCCAUGUUGCUGAAGAAUACUGUGGACCAGGCAAGACGGGCCAUGGAGAGAGCUGGGGGGGUCAACAAAUGGAGCCUGACCUUGUUACCGCUGCAACUGAAGACCCCAGUGCCAAGUGACAUUGAAGUGGCCCAGUCACAGACACCACGGGACAUUGCGGUCCUGGCAAAGGAGAUAAAUCUUCAACCUGAAGAGGUCGACCUGUACGGGAAGAAGAAGGCGAAGGUCUCCCUGCAGGUGCUAAAGAGAUUGGCCAAUCAGAAGGAUGGACGCUAUGUAGUGGUCACAGGGAUCACGCCCACACCACUGGGAGAGGGAAAGAGUACUACUGUCAUCGGUCUGGCUCAAGCUAUCGGAGCACAGCUCAAGAAGAAUAUCUUCGCCUGUGUCAGGCAGCCGUCUCAGGGCCCCACAUUUGGCAUCAAAGGUGGCGCUGCUGGGGGCGGGUAUUCCCAGGUGAUCCCCAUGGAGGAGUUCAACCUCCACCUGACGGGGGACAUACACGCCAUCACCGCUGCAAACAACCUCACCGCCGCUGCCAUCGAGGCGCGCAUGUUCCACGAGAGUACCCAGAAGGACGAGGCCCUGUACAAGAGGCUGGUUCCCACCAAGGGAGGCAAGCGAGCCUUCUGUAAGAUACAGUUGAAGAGGAUACAGAAACUUGGCAUCACUAAGACCGAUCCUAAUGAACUGACGCCGGAAGAAAUACGUCAGUUUGCUCGGCUCGACAUCGACCCAGAAACAAUAACAUGGCAGAGAGUGAUGGACACCAACGACAGGUUCCUGCGGAAGAUCACAGUGGGACAAGGCCCUCAGGAGAAGGGGCACACCAGAGAGACCCAGUUUGACAUCACCGUGGCCAGUGAGAUUAUGGCCGUGCUUGCACUGACCACUAGCAUGCAGAACAUGAGAGAAAGGCUUGGCAACAUGGUUGUCGCCACUAGUCGAGCAGGAGAUCCGGUCACCGCCGAUGACUUGGGAGUGAGUGGGGCCCUGGCUGUAUUGAUGAAGGAUGCCAUUAGACCCAACCUCAUGCAGACACUGGAGGGCACCCCUGUGUUCGUACACGCUGGCCCAUUUGCUAACAUCGCCCAUGGCAAUUCCUCCAUCCUGGCCGACAAGAUCGCACUGAAACUGGUUGGGGAAGAUGGCUUUGUAGUGACUGAGGCCGGGUUCGGCGCCGACAUCGGUAUGGAGAAGUUCUUCAACAUCAAGUGCCGCUACUCUAGACUUGUCCCCAACGCUGUGGUCCUCGUGGCCACAAUCCGGGCUCUGAAGAUGCAUGGCGGCGGGCCCACGGUGACCGCUGGCGUUACUCUGCCUAAAGCCUACAUUGAGGAGAACUUGGAGUUGCUGGAGAAAGGCUGCAGCAACUUGAAGAAGCAGAUAGAAAAUGCCAACAAGUUUGGCGUCCCUGUGGUUGUUGCCGUCAACGCCAUGACGACUGACACUCCAGCUGAGCUUGACCUGGUCAAGAGGAAGUCAGUGGAAGAUGGAGCCUUCGAUGCCGUCAUCUGUCAACACUGGGCCAAGGGAGGACUCGGAGCUGCUGACCUUGCCGCCGCAGUGGAUCGAGCCACACUGCAGCCGAGCCAGUUCAAGUUCCUCUACGAUGUCACGCUGCCAAUUGAGGAAAAGAUCGAAACCAUCGCCCGCGAGAUCUACGGAGCAGACGGUAUUGAGAUUCUGCCUGAAGCCAAGACACAGAUUGAGAGAUACAAGAAACAGGGGUUCAACGACCUUCCCAUCUGUAUGGCCAAGACCCACCUGUCCCUCUCCCACAAUGCCGAGCUGAAGGGAGCCCCGACCGGGUUCACACUUCCCAUCCGAGAGGCAAGAGCCAGCAUAGGAGCUGGGUUCAUCUACCCACUUGUGGGGACUAUGAGCACAAUGCCGGGGCUGCCAACCAGACCAUGUUUCUUCGACAUUGACAUCGACCCCGAAACUGAGGAGAUCGUAGGACUCUCCUAACGGUUCAGACAACCUGUGUACAUAGUCAUUGGUUGUAACAAUUUUAGAAGUAUUAUAGGAGGUUGAAAUGACAUGAAUGGAAUUGCUAGAUGUCUGUGAAAGUUUUAUCUAUGCCAGUGCCUGUCAGUUAAACAGACUUUAUAAUUAGUAUAAAUGGUCGAUUAAUAAGAGCUUGAUUAAGCAACCCAGAUUUACGCCCCUUAACGCCAUUUCAGUAAUGUCAGUGUCUCAACUUUAUGUGGGAGGAAAGCCCAAAGAGAUGCAUGUCUUAGAUGUUUACCGGGGCGGUCGGGUGGGAGUGGUUAAAGCGUUCGCUCGUCACGCCGAAGACUCGGGUUCGAUUCCCGACAUGGGUACAAUGUGUGAAGCCCAUUUCUGGUGUUCCCCCGCUGUGAUAGUGCUGAAAUAUUGAUAAAAGCGGCGUAAAAACCAUACUCACUCACUCACUUAGAGGUUUUCCACUUUGUUGGAAUCCACAAGCAUGGGUAUGGUGCUCAAACACUCAACACUCAUGAAAUUAAUGGACCCAAUGCCCCUGUGAAGAUCUUCAGCGACCCAUGCUUGUCAUAAGAGGCGACUAACAGGAUCGGGUGGUCAGGCUCGCUGACUUGGUUGAUGCAUGUCAUCAUAUCCCAUUUGUGUAAAUCGAUGCUCAUGAUGUCAAUCACUGGAUUGUCUGGUCCAGACUCGUCUAUUUUCAAAUGCGUAUAACUUCAUUUAUGGCCUAAUGUAAUCAAGGUACCUGCUUGAGAAUUUUAUAAUUUGUAUUAUUGUAAAUCAUGCUUAUUAGAGCCAUAGUUAUAGUUAUACCUUUUUGUUGCAUUUGUGUGUUCAUGAACUAAAGACCAAAAUGUCUUUCUCUUGUACAAAAUAUACAAUUAAUGACUGUCAGAAGAUACGACGUUCCUGGCAUGAAAUGAGAUUUGAGUUUGAUGUUUUGACAGUUGUUUAGUGACAUAGAAAUAACCUUAAAAUUUGUUUUCAAGUUAAAACUAAUCAAAAUGAGAAUCUCUUGCAUUAGAUUUGAAAAUAUAUAACUGUAUAUCCCGUGGAAGUCAGUAUUUGAUAAUAAAUGUUCACAAAUGUAAUGGAGUAUGCUGCUCGAACCACUUUUAAAUGCUGCUUGGUUCAUGUUAUGAUGUCAUUAAAGUCAGAUCUUACCGCGAGUGUCAUAGGGUGUCUGUUCCUGGAGAGAAAUUGUUCCUUUUUGCUAUAUUUCUCCAGGGGAAUUAAUCCCCAUGGAACAGAUUUUACAAUAAAAAUGUUUCCACAAUACAAUUACGCUGGUAAUAUUUGUUCAGAUGGGGAUUCCACGUAAGACUGAUCAUCCUUGACUCUAGAUACUGCUACACAAGAUGUUUAAUGGUAGCAAGCACUAAGAUCUGAUUUUAUUGGAUUGGUGCUGUUGGUGCUCAAUGAAUACUGCUUUUAUAUUUGAUCAUAUCUUUCGUGUGUUGAAGAUUUUUUAACUGCUGUUUCCCAGGAGCGCUCCAAAGCUCAUGGUGACGAGCUCUCACGCUUCAUGGAUAGCUAGUUGUGUUGGAGUCAGGGUUGAAUACAUUGCUAAAAGUGAUGUAAAUCAAUCGCUGAUUCAUGCAUGGAUGUUGGAGUUGGAUUGUUAUGAAUUGUACGAAUAUUGUUUGAGAUUCAAAUUGAUUUGUUAUAUGUUGUUGUUUUCUAUUCAGAUGUUAUCUGUACAUUUGAUGACACUGUUUAAGAGAAUUUAAUGUUUGAAAUCAUUGACUUCCCAAAUCAUUGUUUUCCAUGUGUUGUGCUACUGGUGACAUUCAUAUUCGGACAUGAUCGUAAUGUUAAUCCUGGUAUAAGAGGUUCGAAAAUGCAAGAUUCACUACAGUUAAUGAAUCUUAUCAGUCAUCCACUUGUGUGAUGUGCAAGAUGGGAACGUGAAGAUUUAACACAACAAACCACUGUUUUAGAAAGUAUAUUUUCAGAAAACACUCUAUAUACCCUGGGAAAUGUUCAUGAAUAAUAAUAAUAUUUCCGUGUAACAGCAUGAUUUCAUUGAUCUCUAACACAUGACAUGUACAUAUAUAGAGGCGGAUCCAGAGACAAUUCCCCCCCCCCCCUAACCCAGAGGAUCUUGGAUAAUUAGGACCCCUCCCUCUUAAACAUGCUGGAUCCGCCCCUGCACAUACCACUGGAAGGUGAUAAAUCAUUCCAAGAAAUGUAUAGUGGCAACUCCAUAUUUGGUGUUGCUCUAGGUGUAUGGGACAAGGUUUUGUGUCAUUAAGCUUUUAUUGUGUGGAAGAUUUGGUGCAAUCUCCUGUUGAGUUGAGUCACAAUCAAAACCUUACCAAGCUGUGUACAACAUGUGCUUCAACUUACCAAGCAUUUUAUCAACAUCAUUGUUCAGUUGUGGAAACAGGUUCAGAGAUGGGUCUGGAACAGAAUGGUGUUAAGGAUUUGAUUAUGUUUAUGUUCAGUGCCUGUACUCAAGAAUGAUUGAGGUUUUCGUAAUAAAUGAAGAAUAUUCCA
Molecule: messenger RNA, 5400 nt
Organism: Haliotis rufescens (red abalone)
Lineage: Eukaryota; Metazoa; Mollusca; Gastropoda; Lepetellida; Haliotidae
Product: C-1-tetrahydrofolate synthase, cytoplasmic-like
Exons: 24
Coding region: 100-2904 (934 amino acids)
Biological process (GO): tetrahydrofolate interconversion
Cellular component (GO): cytosol
Molecular function (GO): formate-tetrahydrofolate ligase activity; methylenetetrahydrofolate dehydrogenase (NADP+) activity; ATP binding
Source: RefSeq, a predicted model, not a curated record